Doryrhamphus excisus (bluestripe pipefish) is the source of this 5539-nucleotide messenger RNA. RefSeq names its product ATP-binding cassette, sub-family G (WHITE), member 4a (gene abcg4a). Gene Ontology annotation, molecular function: ABC-type sterol transporter activity; ATP binding; ATP hydrolysis activity. Gene Ontology annotation, cellular component: plasma membrane. NCBI's taxonomy places the organism in Eukaryota, Metazoa, Chordata, Actinopteri, Syngnathiformes, Syngnathidae. Gene Ontology annotation, biological process: transmembrane transport; cholesterol efflux; cholesterol homeostasis. The record is from RefSeq and is a predicted model, not a curated record.
GCCAUUAGCCAACAUGUAUGAUUAAGGCUUUAAAAUGUCUGCUGCUGAUAAUGAUGUCAUUGUUAGCCAGACAUCACGGUGCAUUCAAUGGACUCCCGUUACCGUCUAAGCAAAAGUAUAGUUUUUUUUUUUUUAAACUACCCCUGACUCUUGCUUUCUCCAGCAUCCGAGCAGCAACGCCCUGCAACAUCCCUGACCGGCGUGCGCACCCAGAAGCGUCAAACGACCGGCUCUACGGCUGCACACGUCUAGCUACUGUUGCAGCAUCUCAGUUGGCAUGCUUUAGCGCCAUCCCACUAGCAUCGAGGAGUAUCGUCAUCUUCCUCCUCUUCGUCACCAUCGACUGUACUCUCAUAACGGAUGGAUGCCAUACAAACGGGAUCUCAGUGGAGUGCAGCAGGACAAGAUUUGAAACUCAGGAAUUGCCAGUGCAGAGGAUGCAGGAUGAUGAUGAUGAUGAUGACAGGAUGAGCUGCUGCCGCACCCCAGGAGAUAUUUUCACAAAACAAGAAUCCCUUCUCCUUUUUUCCCUGUGAUUUGGAUUCUUUUUGUCGUGGACCAGCUGGGGACUGUUUGUUGGAGCUUCUGAUGUGCUGGGAUAGUGUUGUUGUUUUUCUCUGAAAGUGUACCUCCUGUGGACUGUUGCCAUCCCAUCCUGACAGGCGUCUCGCUUGCUCAUUUCAACACACAACAAUAACAUGGCGGAGAAAACGUUGGAGCAGGGCUCCGUCAGUAUCCCAAUGGAGGAGACCAAACUCCACAGCGGGGCCCCUCAGGAGGCGCCCCUGCUCACCCACCUGAAGAAAGUGGAGAAUCACAUCACCGAGGCCCAGCGCUUCUCCCACCUCCCAAGGCGCUCUGCUGUGGACCUGGAGUUCAAUGAGCUGUCCUACACCAUUCGUGAGGGUCCCUGGUGGAGAAGGAGAGGUUACAAAGCCCUCCUCAAGUGUCUUUCUGGAAGAUUUAACAGUAGAGAGCUAAUUGGCAUCAUGGGGCCAUCCGGGGCCGGGAAGUCCACCUUGAUGAAUAUCCUGGCAGGAUACAGAGAGACGGGCAUGAAGGGACAAAUCCUGGUGAAUGGCCGCCCGAGAGACUUGCGAACCUUCCGGAAGAUGUCCUGCUACAUCAUGCAGGAUGACAUGCUGCUUCCGCACCUCACGACGAGGGAGGCCAUGAUGGUCUCUGCCAAUCUGAAGCUCAAUGAGAGCAUGCUGGUCAAAAAAGAACUUGUACGUGAGAUACUGACAGCUCUAGGGCUUCUGGACUGUGCUCAAACACGUACCAACUCUCUUUCCGGGGGUCAAUGUAAAAGACUUGCUAUUGCCCUCGAGCUGGUCAACAAUCCUCCUGUCAUGUUCUUCGAUGAACCCACAAGUGGACUGGACAGCGCGUCAUGCUUCCAGGUGGUUUCACUCAUGAAGUCGCUGGCUCAGGGAGGGCGGACAAUCAUCUGUACCAUUCAUCAGCCCAGUGCCAAGCUCUUUGAAAUGUUUGAUAAGUUGUACAUCCUCAGUCAAGGUCAAUGCAUAUACAAAGGAACGGUCCCUUACCUCAUCCCUUACCUGAAGAACCUGGGCCUCCACUGCCCAACAUAUCACAAUCCUGCAGAUUUCAUCAUUGAGGUGGCAUCAGGAGAGUAUGGAGACUUGAACCCGGUGCUGUUCGAGGCGGUCCAGGGUGGGCUGUGCUCUGAGGAGGGCAAGAAGAACUCAAGAGACAAGAGUGACUCCUCCUGUCACUCCCAGUGCCACAGUGACACAGGAACCCUGGAGAAACAUAGCUUUGCCACCAGUACAUUCACCCAGUUCUGCAUCCUCUUCAAAAGAACCUUCAUUACAAUCUGCAGAGACACGGUGCUGACCCACCUCAGAGUGAUGUCCCAUCUGUCGAUCGGAGUGCUGAUCGGUCUUCUUUAUCUGAAAAUCGGCAAUGACGCCAGUAAAGUCUUCAACAACACAGGGUUCCUCUUCUUCUCCAUGCUCUUCCUCAUGUUUGCCGCCCUGAUGCCCACCGUUCUAACUUUUCCUCUGGAAAUGUCUGUGUUUGUAAGGGAACACCUCAACUACUGGUACAGCCUAAAGGCCUACUACUUGGCAAAAACAAUGGCAGAUGUACCAUUCCAGGUGAUUUGUCCAAUCAUGUACUGCAGUAUCGUGUACUGGAUGACUGAACAGCCUCCAGAGGCCGGUCGCUACCUGCUCUUUGUGGCCUUGUCCACAUCCACAGCCCUGGUAGCCCAGUCUUUAGGGCUGCUUAUUGGCGCCGCAUCCACGUCUCUGCAGGUAGCGACAUUCGUAGGUCCGGUGACAGCCAUACCGGUGCUACUCUUCUCUGGCUUCUUUGUCAAUUUUGACACCAUUCCCAAAUACCUACAGUGGAGCUCCUAUGUCUCUUAUGUCAGGUAUGGAUUUGAAGGUGUGAUACUCUCCAUCUACGGGAUGAACCGCACCGAGCUCGAGUGUCCAGGCCUGGUGUGUAAAUUUCAAAAGCCAGAGGAGGUCCUGCAACUGUUGGAUGUGGAGGAUGCAAAGCUCUAUGUGGACUUCAUGGUGCUGGGCGUUUUCUUCCUGGUUCUCAGACUGGCCACCUACCUGGUCCUGCGGUACAAAGUCAAGUCAGAGCGUUGAGCAGAUCAUCAUAGAUAUCAGUUCAACGUUAGCCAUAAACUGCUCGUUACUUCAUGAGAACACUUCCUCUUAGUUGUUUCAUUGUUUCUACAAUCACUGUCACUCUAGGAGGAUACUGACCAUACAUGAACAAUGACUGAGGACAUGAAAAGCAUGUUUAUUUCAACUAAAGACAGGAAUGCGUGCUUGUUUCCAGGAAAGUGCCACAUCAAUUCACACCAAUGCUGGUCAACCAUCUUGGUGCAGGAAUGUCCAAGUACUUGUUUGCUCCUCAAUGCCUGGAUAGUAAUCCCGGAUUGGUGUUUAAUUAGAUAACACCCAUCCUGAUGCCCACAUUUCCAGAAGAAUACAUUCCAGAGAAAGUGGAAACUAUUAAGUGCCAGGAUUUUGUCAGCUUCUCACUUUUCUUGAAGAGAUUUUGGCUUUUCCUUUUUUGGGGAGGGGGAUACAAUCUUGACAUAACUGCCACGGGAUGACUUUCCAUUUCAGGAAUGGAUCAUUUUUGCAGCAUGAACAUGGCAUUCGGAUGAGGUUGAAGGACUUGGAAAUAUGUUAUUGUCAGAAACUCAUCUGGAAUAAUCAUUUUGCUGGGACUUUGACUCUGAACCUGCUCCUUGUUUGUACCGGGGAGGCAUACUUAGAGACAACCGUGAUGUGAAAACAGGCAUGACAGCCGCUUCCAGUCUGAUGGAGGGAGAUACCUUAAAUGUAUUGGCUGAAAUAGCCAUGGUUAGAAAAAAAAGGGAUGCUUAUCCUUUGAAGCAAUCCUUCCAAGUACUCCUCCGUGAGCUGCAUAUUUUGGUUUUCUCUCUCUCUCUUUCUCUCCCCCUCCCCCAUCACUCGGCUUUGCUGAUGUCUGAUUGAUGUGUACUUUCCAAAAACAAUGCUAGAUACUUGAAAUGCUGGCUGGGCGGAUUGUGUGCCUCUGAACUAGAAUGAUACGAGCUUUGUCUGCUUCAGUGCUCGAUGUUUGCGCACACAACUUGUAUCAGCAUACAUGCUGGUACUGCCUGUCUGUCUUGCACACACACACACACACACACACACACACACAUACACACACACAUACAUAUGCAUCCUUGUUCCAGGGCAAUGCAAUUCUUUUUCACAGACUUGCUAUAAAAUAUUUCUUACUCUAUGCUACUUAGUAAUCCUUAUGAUAAUGCAUAAAAUAAUAUAGGCAUAUAACCAACAAUUGUACAGUGGAUAUGUUAUGCUGUGAAAAAAAUGUACAAUGCACUUUUCAAUAUAUGCUUAUUAUUAUUUAUUUGUAUUUAUAAUUGUAUUUUUUGAUAGCUUAAAGCUUGGCAAGCACUGCUUGGAAAGUAUAAUGGGAAAAGAGCAACAGAAUGCUGCCUGUUCACUGUAUAGGAACAGAAAUGUCAUGGUAUAAUUAUGUCCCCAUAUAAAUGUUAAUAUUGGAACAUGUUAGGGGGCGGAUGCAAAACCUUUGAAAAACCUGAGGAACCUCAAGUGUGAAUGAAAAAUGAAGGUGUGAAUGACAAUGUGGAGGUGCAAUCAAUGAAAGAGGGCAAGGAUAUUGAAUAAUAAUAACUGUUGAUCAUAUUAUUAUCAUGGGAGUAUUAGUCAUAGUAGUAUGGGUAUUAUUAACAUGAAUUGUGGAUUGUUAACAAUAAUAUAUCAUUAAAUAUAACAAUAUUUUAAAGAAACAAAUAUAAAAAUGAUUGUUACCUUUAUUUUAUGAUAUGAAUUGCAACUCUCUUUCCCGAAAGUAAUACAGUAGCCUGAUUGUGUCAUUAAUAGCAAUAGAAAACAUUGUGACUGCUUGAUUGUUGAACAUCCCACUGCUUUGGCAUCACAAGUAUGUUUAUUUUUUUUUUUUUUUACAAACGUAUUUAAGCACUUUAAUUUAUUGUGUUAUUGUUAUUACUGGAUGUGCGACAGUAAUCCAAAUGUAUUGUCAUGCAUUGUAGGUGUAUGAACGGGGGUGACUUCAAGGGGUAAAAGCAGAACAAAGUCAAAUGCACUGUAGAUGUUUACUUAAAAUGAUGUUAAUGCCUUUUAAUGCCAGACCCGUCAGGAUAAUUAGCUCUAAAGUGCAGGAAAUUGCAGCUGUACAGGAAAUAUGACAUAGUCAUUUUUAUUGGCAACACAACAGAUAAGUGUUUUUACCGUCCUCAAAUUAGAUCAAAAUCCAUAGCGGCAUGCUGACUCUGCAAGAUGUUGAAAAAAACUGCAGAAGAAGAUGAAAAAAAGAAUCAGAUCGACCCAGGAGCAAGGCAGCAGUGUUGGAAGUCAUUAACCAGUUUUAGGAAGCCUUGGCUUCUGCAUGUAAGAUGGGCAAAACAAGAAUAUUGUCUCCUCUGCUGCAAAUUCUACAUUCAUAACGGCUGCACUUCUCAAGGGGAUUAUGUUGCCUCAUCAGUUCCCUAACCAAAGAAAAUGUCCUAAAUAGGCUUUCACUGAUACAUUUAUGCAGUCAUUAAAAUAUCAACUAUUCCAACAAUGACUGGAACAAUUCAAUCCAAUUUUACAUUCUCUGAAACUGGUGUUAUUUUCUAGUCUACUGAGUACGCCAACACGGCAUUAACUCCGCUAAUUGAAUCAUAUCAUGUAUCAUAUCAGCAGUAUUAAGGGGUUUAGGAAUUGAAUCAAGAUGCAGCAUGCAUGUUCAAAGCGGAAAGUACAGGACUUUUCAUUCCAGCUUUCGUUACUGUUCCAUCUGCAACCGGAAUUGUUGUCCUUAUGUGACAUUUAUUUGUGUUCUGAUCAUCUUAUGUACAAACCUUGUGGCAGACUAUUGGAAGGCUGCUUGCUACAAAUUUUUAGUCUGUUAUAGUUUGUCUAUCAUUUACUGUCCACUCCCUAUCCCCACACCCCAUUUCUAAACAUGCUAGUUCUGUAUACUGAAAGCUGUUCUAUCAUUAUAAUAAAACUCAUUUAUAACCUUU